Alexandromys fortis (reed vole) is the source of this 540-nucleotide messenger RNA. It is a transcript of the gene Gphb5, whose product is annotated as glycoprotein hormone subunit beta 5. The coding region runs from base 1 to 393 and encodes 130 amino acids. Lineage: Eukaryota; Metazoa; Chordata; Mammalia; Rodentia; Cricetidae. Gene Ontology annotation, molecular function: hormone activity. Gene Ontology annotation, biological process: G protein-coupled receptor signaling pathway; regulation of thyroid hormone receptor signaling pathway. The record is from RefSeq and is a predicted model, not a curated record. The transcript is spliced from 2 exons. Gene Ontology annotation, cellular component: extracellular region; cytoplasm.
AUGAAGCUGGCAUACCUUGUCCUUGGUGCCACGACUCUCCUCCUUCUGGGUGGCUGUGACUCUGUCCUCAGCACCUCCAAUGGGAACCUGCAUACCUUUGUGGGCUGUGCUGUGAGGGAGUUCACAUUCCUAGCCAAGAAGCCGGGCUGCAGAGGGCUUCGGAUCACCACUGAUGCCUGCUGGGGCCGCUGUGAGACCUGGGAGAAACCCAUCCUGGAACCGCCCUACAUUGAAGCCCAUCACCGAGUCUGUACCUACAACGAGACGAAGCUGAUGAUUGUCAAGCUGCCUAACUGUGCUCCUGGUGUCAACCCCUUCUACACCUACCCGAUGGCUGUCCGCUGUGACUGUGGGGCGUGUUCGACGGCCACCACUGAGUGUGAGACCAUCUGAGGCCAGUAUUGUCUUCAGAACACACGGGUGGCUCGAGUGAGCCUCACAGAUGCCCUUGCCCAGGAAUGUAUCUGCUCUAGCUCCUGCCUUCAAGUACGGUUCAGUAUGGGCCAGCCUGUCUCCUGCCUGGCGCAGGUCUUCCUCUUC